AUGUCUUCUCUCACACGUCCUUUCGAGCUCGCCAACGUUACUGGCUACGGCAUAAGAACCUCAGAACAGUCCAUCAGCUACGCUGCCCAAGCUCGCAAUCUGGUCAAGGCCGACUCGGAAGCACACCUCUCAAUUGAUCGCACCCGCUCCUCUUAUAACGCUAUCGGUAUCCGUCAUCUUGCCUCCGGAACUCCAGCUGGUCCUGCCAUCUGCUUUUCUGCAUCGAGCAAGGCGCUUUGGUAUUGGUUCUCUUGA
Messenger RNA from Penicillium pulvis, 255 nucleotides. RefSeq lists its product as uncharacterized. The record is from RefSeq and is a predicted model, not a curated record. NCBI's taxonomy places the organism in Eukaryota, Fungi, Ascomycota, Eurotiomycetes, Eurotiales, Aspergillaceae. The transcript is spliced from 2 exons. The coding region runs from base 1 to 255 and encodes 84 amino acids.